Messenger RNA from Formica exsecta, 5173 nucleotides. RefSeq lists its product as uncharacterized. Gene Ontology annotation, cellular component: membrane. Lineage: Eukaryota; Metazoa; Arthropoda; Insecta; Hymenoptera; Formicidae. The coding region runs from base 318 to 2384 and encodes 688 amino acids. The transcript has 12 exons. The record is from RefSeq and is a predicted model, not a curated record.
UCUCCAGGGAUUCUCCUCAAGGCCUGGCGACAUUUGACGAAGAUAAAGCACCGGAAGGGACGAUAAAAGAGCUAUCGCUCGCGUGCCGGAAACAGUGUUCCCGCCCUCAGCUACAAAAACUAUAGCCCUGAAUAAAAGGAUGAAUUUUAGCUCCCAUUCAUGUACUCGCCGCGCUUAAUGGUGUAUAAACCCGAUUUGCUCUUUCGUGGGAAUUUUUUCGAUCGUAUCAGUUAUCGCGAUCGAUUGUAUAAUUACAAAAGGUAUCUUGUGUCAGUGUACGCGAAUUGUGCACUUGGGUAUAUUAUACUCACGUCGAGAUGAAGUGUCCCUCGGUGAUCUUGUUGCUGUUCGUUUUUUUUGGCCAGUGCAUCGUUUGCUCUUGGCAGGUGCAGAUCCGAUGUCCCGUGAUGCGAUUGAAUAACGGAAAGAUUCGCGUUCGGGCUCGAGGUCGGAUUGUAAGAUUUAAUUGUCUCGAUGGAUUCACUCUCGUAGGCAAUAAGUAUUCCACGUGUGUGCGCGGCCAGUGGGACACACCUACUCCCGUGUGUGUGAAUGCGGAGUGUCAUCCACCGCCUACACCGGCUCAUUCACUUAUGGCACAAAAAUUGGACGGCGCAAUAUUGAUGUUCUUUUGCGAACCUGGCUAUACCCUGAUCGGCAAUGCUGAGAUUUAUUGUGACGGAGUCCAAUGGAACGGAACGAUUCCUUAUUGUCGAGACACGAAAGCACCAGCGCCCGCGAAAUGCGAUUUCGAGAGUACGGAUCUGUGCUGGUGGGAACAGGACCCGCAACACGAUUUUGACUGGAAACGCCAUAAUUUCGAGACACCGAGCUUGCACAUCGGUACCGGUCCUACGCACGAUCAUACGCUAGGAGCCGGAAACGACGGUCAUUAUCUUUAUAUCGAGGCAUCCGGACGAUUGGUGAACGAUACGGCAAGAAUUAUAUCUCCCCUGUAUAAUUCCUCAUUGACUGAAUCGGGCUGUUUCUCGUUUUGGUAUCAUAUGUACGGUGCCACAAUCGGUUCAUUGAAUAUUUAUUUCAAGCAAGAGGAUACUCAAUCGCGGUUGAUGUUCACCAAAAGCGGAAAUCAAGGGAAUCAAUGGUUUCAUGGUAUCUUUGAGUUACCGAAAACUAAUAUCAGCUUUCAGAUUAUUAUAGAAGGAGUGCGAGGUAGCAGUUACGUGAGCGAUAUCGCGAUAGACGAUAUCGCUAUUUUACAGGGGAACGAGUGUAUGAUUAAGAAUGAAUCUACCAGCGUAACUGUAGGCGAUGAUGAUCAAGUGGAAAUAGUCAACGCGCAACAAACCUGUCGGAAUAGAUGCGUUUUUUCUUCGACGACCCCCAUUUCCUCCGACGCAUCUUCUAAUAAUUCAUUUGGGCCGGAAAGUUGCCUUUGUACGGUCGAUUGUGCGGAACGCUCUAUAUGUUGCCCGGAUUACGCUGAAUAUUGCAUACUGGGAUAUAGCACCGUUAUGACAGUACCUGAAGAUAUAACGACAUCAUUGAGUACUAACACUACGAUUUCACCGGUGAGAAAUUUUACUCUGACAGGAUUUCCUAUGAAUCCGAAGGAUGACAUCGACCCAAGUAUAUCUAACUCAACGACGUCGACGAUUACGCGAAGACCUAUCACGACGGUCAAGGUUCAAACUAAGAGUCCGUCACGGGUAACAAUACCGAUUAAAUCAACGUGGCACGCAGAAACGAAGGAAACGCCUUUCGAACCCAAGAUAACUCUCACAACGAAAUACAUAGAACCUCAGGAUCGAUCUGAUCUGCACAUAGAACAGAAUCCAGAAAAGAAGAAACACGGUAGAGGUAUCGAAAUCUUGGAGAUAGUCUUCGCAAUCGGCGCGACUUUGGCCGUCCUUUCCGUGGCACUCGUGAUCACGAUCAUCGUUAUUAGGAGGAGGAAAACUUAUAAGAGAGGAGCGAGCGGUUCGGCGCUCUCGGAGGACAGCGACAUGCAUUCUGCUAUUGCCACCAUCAUCAUCGCUGUCGGCUGUUUUCUCGUAUUGAGAGCAGCGGCAGAAGAGGCUGUUCAACAGAGUCAACAAUCGCUAGACUUCAAAAAUGUCGCUAUCGAGGAUCAAAUCGAUGACGUCAGGGUCAAUCCCAGGGAAAAGAGAACGUUGUUUUUGAAGAAAAAACUGCUCGGUGCUGGUCUUCUUGGUUUCGGUCUGGGCGUUGCAAAAGGUUAUAAAGCCGGUUACUACAGCGCACCGGAACUACAUCAUGUUUACGUUUCGCCUCCAGUGAAAUACGUGGAAUACGUCGAGAAACCUGUUUUUAUUGAGAGGAUCGUUCCGAAACAUAUUUACAAACCACAUAUUGAAUAUGAUGCGCCAGCCUGGUCGCAACCAGAUCCUUCCUACGGGUAAGGGAAACCAGCUGCCCUAUCUUCUGCCUUUUUAACGAUUAAUAUAUAAUUGAAAUACUAAAAUCGUGUUUUUAAAAUAUAUUUUAUUGUAUUAAAUGUGAAUUAGCUCGUUUUAUGAUACAAACGAUAAUUUGAUUUUGAAAGAGUUGUAACAUGAUGUCUAGAAUAAUCCAACUUCCUUAAUUUGAACGAGCGGAUAUUAAAGAUAUAGCUUAAAUGAUUUAUUCGUGUAUUUGAUUAUACAAAAAAUUAUCUUCUGCUAAUCUCUCUCACAUUUUUUGUAUUUUUCUUUGCAGCGGCUGGUAAAUCCGGAGUACAAUUAAUUGAUUUGAUCUCCUCGUUUUACCUCGAGAUUUUAGGAACAGCCAAAAAUUUUGCACGUUCAUCGUGUUGAGUCUCAAUCCGGUCGUCUAACUUUAAGUAUAAGCAUGACAUUAUUUAGCAAUAAUAAUUAAAAGAAACAGUUAUUUUUGUUACCAAUGUUAUAAACUAAUAAAUCAUAGUUUGUAAAUAUUCAGAAGCAAACUUUAUUUAUAUCUCCUGUUUCCACAGAAAAACUUUGUAAAAUUUUUUAAAGAAAAAAAAAUGUUGUUUUUAAUCUUUCAGAGUAAUAAAUUGCUUGCUGAAAAGGCUUACGCAAAAAGACAAGACUUUCAUUGAACAAUCAUAUGGCCGUAUGAUUAUCUUUAUUGCCGAAGAUGUUACCAAGUAACAUUGAAAUAUUAAUAACGAGUAUAUAAUCGCAUGAUGCGUCUGAAAUAUACAAAUAUCCAAUCCUCGCCAUCAAUUUCUCGCUAUAUGCUAUAUGCGUAUAUUUAGAUAUUCUUUUUCGAUAACAUCUUUUAACAUGUAACACAUUCAUACGUACAAUUAACUUCUCUUCUAUUCACAGUCAGAUACAGAUGUAGAAACAGUAAUCAGUAGCGUCGCGAAUGCGUCCUGCCACUUUAAGUAAACACUAUUCAAUAGAGAAAUAUGAGAUACUUGAUUAUUUUAAAUCUGUAUAUUAAUUUUUUUAAAUCUGUCAAACGUGUCAGAACAUACGAGAAUGCACAAUUUGUCUAUUAACAAUUUCAAUCAUUUGUAAUAACUGCAAUUUAAAGAGCUCUAUUAGUUAAUUAAACAGUCGAUUGCUAAUAUAAGUUGUACUUAGUAUAUAAAAAAUGUGCAGACAAAUCGAGCGUUAUAGUGUUCAAAUUUAAGUCUUCAUUUAAUUAUUUACAGGGUUCUCCUGUUUAGUAAUGGAUAUUCGCUACGCUACUGAUAAUAAAUGACCACUUGCAAUAGAUUGAUUAUUAACAGGCACCCUUGUGAAAAACGUAUUAACCCUUUGCGUUUUUCCAUCUUACGCUUUUGUUUCAUUUGUUCUUUUCUCGAUAAUUGCCAUUUUAUAUUUUAUUUCACUAUUGUAAAUGAGUAAUUGUAAUUGAAUGAAAGAUGUAUCAGAUAAAGUUAAAAACUCAGAACGAGAUAUGAUAAUCGAGCUAGAGUACUUGCUCUUUGGUAAUUAGAUUCGUUCGUAAAAUUAGUCGAAGUGGAUGGAAAUGAGUCUUUAAAUUAAGAUCAUCCUUUAAUCUUUCAUUCACUCAAUGUCUCUAUUUGACUUUCUUAUCAUGUUUCGUUGGACUUUUAUAUAUUACAAACAUAUAUAUUAUAUAUUACAAACCAUGAUACGUUAUUGCAUUUCUAAUACCAUUUAAAAUACGUGAAAAAUUGGGAAAGGACAUUGGGAAAAUAUUAAAUGUAACGGAUCUUGUGCAGAUUGGCAAAGAGUCAAUCAAGUGUUUCCGAAAAUCGUACAGUCGUGUGAUUCCAGGAUGCCUGUCACGUGGAACGCGAGUCGCUUAAAGAGGCUACUUACAAACUAUUCAUAACGCUAAUAUUAGCGUGGCUACGUGACUACAGGAAUUACAUUGAGGUACGUAUAUUCGUCAAGUACGUGGGGCCCGGCCUCGCCGUACGUGUAUUAUUCCUAAAUAUAUACCUUUUAUCUUUACUCGCGAGAGUAAUCUUAUACACAGAGUUCCCCGCUCUCUCACGAGUGACAGCCAUCGAAAAUUAUCGUAUAAUUAUUGUUACGGUUAAAAAAUGCGAUUAUAUUCUUUAACGAUUGUCGUCCGGAUUUAGCACCGACCGCGUUGAGAGACUGACUUAGGAAAGAUCGAAUAAUAAUCUACUACGGGUCGUAAUAGGAGAGCUCGACGAAAAAAAUUAAUCAGAGUUCGACGAGCACAUUUGAUUCGAGACUCAUAGAUCGCGGAUAAAAAUGAAGAGGGAAUUCUUUCCCGCUCAAGGAAUUCUCUUUUGAUUCGGGAAUAUGAUUUAUUAUCGAUAACACACUUUAAUUACUUAUUAUAUAUAUCGCCUCGAUAAAUAAUACGCAUUCGUAAAAAUUUUUCAGGACUAUAUAACGUGUCUGUUUCGUUUCUUUCUCGCACAUACUUAUUGCAUGUUGGAUACAGCCAAAAGUAUUAUCAUUAACAAGAUGGCAUAUCGUAUACGUAUUGGACCGUCAGGAGUGCAGAAUUAUUGAGGUUGCCGUGUCAAACAAUGUUAAUAUAAUGCUGUAGUUGAACUUCGUGAUCGUGAUUAUUUCGAAAAAUUAAUUAUGGGAAUUUCAGAUGUGACACUGCUAAACUAUAAUAUUGAAAAAUUAAAUUAAGAUCACUAAAUCUAAAUUAGAAUUUAAAUAUAGAUAAAGUUGACAUGUAAAAGGAAUUUACAUGGAUGUGGAAGCAUUAAUUACUAUUUUAUAUAAUUACUAACAAAUAAUACUCCGACAUAUACUCU